This is a messenger RNA of Drosophila suzukii, 1176 nucleotides long. RefSeq names its product Stress induced DNase. Gene Ontology annotation, cellular component: mitochondrial inner membrane; nucleus. NCBI's taxonomy places the organism in Eukaryota, Metazoa, Arthropoda, Insecta, Diptera, Drosophilidae. Gene Ontology annotation, biological process: apoptotic DNA fragmentation. The record is from RefSeq and is a predicted model, not a curated record. Gene Ontology annotation, molecular function: single-stranded DNA endonuclease activity; RNA endonuclease activity; metal ion binding.
UGAGCUUAUUGCGAUCUUUAGUUCUACAUGAAAUCCCAAGCUGUGAAGAUGCAUGAUCUAAAGUUUCUCUGGGUUGGCCUAUCUUUCUUUUUAGGAAAUGUCAGCGCUAUAUGUUUUAUUCAUAAAAGUUUGUUGACAACGAAAAAUAUUUAUUUAAGCCACAAUAAUGGGAAGUACGAUAUCCAGCAUAGUGAUAUGGUGGCCAACGGCCAAACGAUCUAUUUGCUUUGUAACGGAGGAAUUCAACGUACUGGAUUUCAGUGUCAAUCUAACAAUGAUUUUAAUCCACCUUUAAACACUGCUAUAUGCUCAGCGCCAUUUGUCCCGUCUGUUGUACAAUUAAGAAAACCCGAUUGUCCCAAUCCUUCUCGUGUGUAUAUGGUGGGCUUUAACUUCAAUGGAAACUUUAUGGAGCUGUAUCGAAACUGUUUCAAUGCCAACAGCUUAGCAUUCCAACAUUCCAUCUAUAUGGUCUACCGCCACGAAAAUACCGCUCCACGUCCUACCCCUCCAUGGACCUCGGAUGGAUUAAGUGGAGGAUUUGAUAAUGCUUAUGAGGGAAGAGCUACUCAAGCUUGCUUGCUGACUAACCUGGGUGCAACACAGCCGCAGUGUAAAUUUGAUCGUGGCCACAUGACACCAGCCUCUGCCUUCAUGUUCACAGAGCAUAAGAAAGCCACCUUUAAGUAUUUAAAUGCCAUCCCCCAAUAUCGUGGAAUCAAUCGUGGUAACUGGAAGACUGUCGAGUCCUGGGUAAACAAUGUAGUAAAGGGACUAUAUGAUAGUCCAACGCGAACCUACGAUGUUCUUAAAGUUUGCACAGGAGCAAUGGGAGUGCAUAGAUUGAGACAUACGAAUAAUAACAAUAUGAUAUCAAUUUUCCUUUUGGAUAAUAACAAAAUUCCCGUUCCCGAAUGGAUGUACAAGAUAGUUAGCCAUCUUUCUGGAGACAAAUGGGUUAUGUUAACAUACAACGACGUUAAUAUCCCUGCUCAGCAGGACUUAAAUCAGAUCUGCCGGCAGAUCAAUUGUCAUCCAGGCCUUCAUCUGAAUGGGAGAAGUGUGGGUCACACUGUCUGCUGCGAUCCAUUACAUUUUAUCAAUAGAAACUUUCCACAUUUGACUGGUGUUUGCUAAAGCGUUCAAAAAAAAACAAUUGUAUUUUUAAAUACAAUG